This is a messenger RNA of Trichechus manatus latirostris (Florida manatee), 4744 nucleotides long. It is a transcript of the gene NRDE2, whose product is annotated as NRDE-2, necessary for RNA interference, domain containing. The record is from RefSeq and is a predicted model, not a curated record. The transcript is spliced from 11 exons. NCBI's taxonomy places the organism in Eukaryota, Metazoa, Chordata, Mammalia, Sirenia, Trichechidae. The coding region runs from base 857 to 3976 and encodes 1039 amino acids. Gene Ontology annotation, biological process: negative regulation of RNA catabolic process; regulatory ncRNA-mediated heterochromatin formation. Gene Ontology annotation, molecular function: protein binding. Gene Ontology annotation, cellular component: catalytic step 2 spliceosome.
UGUGUUCCCUGUCAGGGCAGUCAGUGGUGGUAGCCCCAAAUGAAGUUUUAUCGAUGGUCCUUUAUUUCAGGAUUAAAAAAAAGAAUCUGAGACCUAUAUGUUAUCUUCUUAAGAAGGGAUGGAUAGAAGACAGCACUGAUAGGAAAGUGACUGGUCUGUGAGAUCGAUCACCUAGGUCGCAGGUCUCAGUGUCCUUCACCAGGAACAGUGUAAAAGAGGGAGUGAGCAUUUCUGCCUUAUCUGUCACCUAGGGUUGUGGUGAUCAAAUGACAUAAUGUGUAUGUGACAGUACUUCAAUGACAAAGCUGCAGGAGAAUAUAAAUUACCGAGAUCUGGAAGACAGGCAUAAUCUUAAAUUCAUGAGACAUUAACGAAGAGUUGAAGUGUUGUAGAAAGAAGUCAAACCAGGCAGAAAAAGUUAAUUGCGAAUCUUCAUAUUUCUCUAAAUAGAAACAAUUUGAAGGUAAGGUGAAUUUGGAUAUAUGCAGUUAACUUGCAUAACAAGAAGUUAAGUCUGAUGAGCCUUCAGUCAUUCAGAGGUAGUGCACGUAUUCCCUCGGUAACUUGUUUUCUUCUUCAAAUGUAAGAUACAAGAGGAAAGGAGACUCCUGCCUUGGCAUUAACCCUAAGAAGCAGUGUAUAUCUUGGGAAGGGGCUCCCACAGAAAAGAAGAAUUCACACAAGCAUGUUGAACGCUAUUUUACGAAGAAAAAUGUGGGAUUGAUGAGCAUUGAUGGCGUUGCCGUUAGCAGUAAAACUGAACCUCCCUCAUCAGAGCCGGCCUCAUUUAUACCAGUGAAGGAUUCGGACGACGUGGCUCCUUCUGUCACCACCUGGCUGAACCCUCUGGGGAUUUAUGACCUUUCCAUCACGCAGUGGUCACAAGGACAGGGCCCUGGGGAGCAAGAGUCAAAGCCACCAGACUCACAGCCAGACAGAGAACGCCGUUCUCAAGGCCAAGGUGAGGAGUUUAACAGGAAGAUUCGGGAGAAUCCUCGGGAUACUCAGCUGUGGAUGGCGUUUGUUACUUUUCAGAUACAAGAGGAAAGGAGACUCCUGCCUUGGCAUUAACCCUAAGAAGCAGUGUAUAUCUUGGGAAGGGGCUCCCACAGAAAAGAAGAAUUCACACAAGCAUGUUGAACGCUAUUUUACGAAGAAAAAUGUGGGAUUGAUGAGCAUUGAUGGCGUUGCCGUUAGCAGUAAAACUGAACCUCCCUCAUCAGAGCCGGCCUCAUUUAUACCAGUGAAGGAUUCGGACGACGUGGCUCCUUCUGUCACCACCUGGCUGAACCCUCUGGGGAUUUAUGACCUUUCCACCACGCAGUGGUUACAAGGACAGGGCCCUGGGGAGCAAGACUCAAAGCCACCAGACUCACAGCCAGACAGAGAGAAUGCUGGUCUGAAGGCCAAGGUGGAGGAGUUCAACAGGAAGAUUCGGGAGAAUCCUCAGGAUACUCAGCUGUGGAUGGCGUUUGUUGCUUUUCAGGAUGAGGUCAUGAGAAAGCCGGGCCUGUAUGCCAUUGACGAAGGAGAGCAGGAGAAGCGAAAGCGGUCCCUGAAGCUCAUCCUGGAGAAGAAGCUGGCCAUCCUGGAGCGGGCCAUCGAGAGCAACCAGAGCAGUGUCGACUUGAAACUCGCCAAGCUGAAGCUCUGCAUGGAGUUCUGGGAGCCCGCCACUCUGGUCAAAGAGUGGCAGAAGCUGAUAUUCUUGCACCCCAACAAUACAGCCCUUUGGCAGAAAUACCUUCUAUUUUGCCAGAGUCAAUUUAGCACCUUCUCUGUGUCAAAAAUUCACAAUCUUUAUGGAAAAUGCUUGAGUACUUUGUCUUCCGUUAAGGACGGCAGCAUCUUAUCUCACCCUGUGUUGCCUGGCACCGAGGAGGCCAUGUUUGCACUCUUUCUUCAGCAGUGCCACUUUCUGCGGCAGGCUGGUCACUCAGAGAAGGCCAUCUCCUUGUUCCAGGCUGUGAUUGACUUCACCUUCUUCCAACCCGACAGUGUGAAAGAUCUGCCUACCAAAGAACAGGUGGAAUUCUUUGAGCCCUUUUGGGACAGCGGUGAGCCCCGGGCUGGGGAGAAGGGGGCCCGAGGCUGGAGAGCGUGGAUGCACCAACAGGAGCGGGGCGGCUGGAUCGUUGUCAACCCAGAUGAGGAUGACGAAGAGCCAGAAGAGGAUGACCAGGAAAUAAGAGAUAAGACCCUGCCCAGAUGGCAGAUCUGGCUAGGUGCUGAGCGUUCCCGAGACCAGAGGCACUGGCGACCCUGGCGCCCUGAUAAGAGCAAGAAGCAAACCGAGGAAGACUGUGAGGAUCCAGAGAGGCAGGUGUUGUUUGAUGACGUUGGACAGUCUCUGAUCAGACUCUCCAGCCAGGAUCUCCGGUUUCAGCUGGUGGAAGCCUUCCUGCAGUUCUUGGGUGUGCCUUCUGGCUUUGUUCCCCCAGCCUCCUGCCUCUAUCUGGCCAUGGAUGAGAACAACAUCUUUGAUCCUGGGCUUUCUGAGGAAAAGCCAUUGACUUGUUCCACCCUUUCAUUCUCCGGCGUGGGCCGUGUCGGCCGCAUGGACCGCUUGGGCUGCCAGCGAUGGGCCCAGGGUCACAACCGAGAGGGCGAGGAGUUCAUCCGCAAUGUCUUCCACCUGGUGAUGCCUUUGUUUUCAGGCAAGGAAAAGUCUCAGCUCUGCUUCUCCUGGUUACGACACGAGACUGCAAAGGUCAUUUGGUGUCUGCACACUAAAAACAAGAAGAAAUUAAAGUCCCAAGGAAAGAACUGUAAAAAACUAGCCAAGAAUCUCCUUAAGGAGCCAGAAAACUGCAGCAGUUUGUGCCUCUGGAAGCAGUAUGCACACCUGGAGUGGCUGCUGGGCAAUACAGAGGACGCCAGGCAGGUAUUCGAUACAGCGCUCAGCAUGGCCGGUGCCAGGGAGCUGAAGGAUGCCGAGCUCUGCGAGCUCAGUCUGCUAUAUGCAGAACUGGAGGUGGAGCUACUCUCGGACUUGAGAGGGGCCGCUAUGUCCAGAGCUGUCCACGUACUAACCAGACUGACCGAGAGGAGUCCCUACGGGCCCUACACCGGCCAGGUCUUGGCCGUUCACAUUCUGAAGGCCCGGAAGGCUUAUGAGCGCACACUGCAGGACUGCUUGGAUGAGAGCUGUGUCUCAGACCCAGUUCCCACCAGCUCCGUUAACCGCCUGGUGAGCUUGGCCAAAUGCUUUAUGCUCUUCCAGUACUUGACCACGGGCAUUGAUGCUGCUGUGCGGAUAUACGAGCAGGUAUUUGCAAAGCUGAAGGGCUCUGUGUCCCCUGCAGGCUCUGGCCUGGAGCACAGCGGCAGCCCCCACGGUCUGGCCAGCGCCAUGGAGGCUGUCACACUGAUGCACACAAGUUUGCUCCGGUUCCACGUGAAAGUUAGCGUUUACCCCCUGACUCCGCUGCGAGAGGCACUCUCCGAGGCUUUGAAGUGGUAUCCGGGCAACCGAGUUCUUUGGAGGUCGUAUGUUCAGAUUCAAAGCAAGUCCCACAGUGCCAGCAAGACCCGAAGAUUCUUUGAUGGGAUCACCAGGUCCACCAAAUCCUUGGAGCCUUGGUUGUUUGCAAUUGAAGCUGAGAAAAUGAGGAAAAGACUGGUGGAAACUGUUCAGAGGGUAGAAGGUAGAGAAAUACACGCCACAGUUCCUGAGAGCGGCUUAACAAAUCGAAUCAAAGCCCUGUUUGAACAUGCAAUCCAGAGUGACAGCGGCAGCCAGUGCCCCUUGCUGUGGAGGAUGUACUUGAACUUUUUGGUUUCCUUAGGAAAUAAAGAAAGAAGCAAAGGUGUGUUCUACAAAGCACUUCAGAAUUGUCCCUGGGCAAAGGUGUUAUACAUGGACGCCGUGGAGUACUUCCCUGAUGAGAUGCAGGAGUUCCUGGACCUAAUGACUGAGAAGGAGCUCCGGGUGCGACUGCCGGUGGAGGAGCUGGAGCUCCUGCUUGAAGAUUAGCGACUCAGAGGGCAGGGCCCGCGCCACCAAGGCCAAGUGGCCUGCCCUGCCGGAGCCUGGACGAGCAAGGGGGAGCUUGGGCGGACUGCGGCAUGUGUGUGUUUGCACACACACAUGCUGAGAGACAUAUACUUCUGAGAUUACUCUUUCUCGAUCAUUUGUGUCUGGGUUAUCAGUCUCCCACACCUUGCACAUUUUUAGAUGUGUAAGUGACACAAAAGCUAUUGUUUUACAUAUUAUAUAUGUGUGUGUGUGUGUACAUAGAUGGAUAAUUGUGCCAAGUGGUGAUUAAACCUGUGGUGGUCGAAGUGUGUGCGAGUUCUUGUUUGUUCUGCCCUCCCUCUGCCCGGCCAGCACCAGCCCUGCUCUAGUGAACGUGUUUCCUCAGCAGGCCUCCUUGGUGGGUCUGCCAAGUCCUCUGGGGUCUUGCAGUUGCAAUUGGAAAGGUCUGAGACCAGUUUGGACUUAGAGGUCUGGUUACUCAACACUGGGGCCUUCUCCCCAGGCAGUUAGUAGAUAACCAGUUUCGCCCUCAUCUUCACAUAGGGGCUGGCUCUACCAGCAGAGAGUUAUUUAAAUCUUGAUGUUCCAGCCUGUAUCAACUGUGUCCAGAGUUCCUCAUUAUUCCCUAAGUCCUUCUGCUCAGGUGAUGCCUACGUCUGUGUGCCAACGGCAUCACCUGAGAGCCUGUUAGAAAUGCAGAACCUGCAUCUCGGCUCCUAGGUAUCUACCCAAAGAACUGAAAGCAGGAACUCAGACAGAUACCUG